AAAACUUUGGCAAUGAAACUCAAACCCAAAAGCCCCAAACCAAAGCUGGGGCUCCUCACCAUCCUCCUCCUCUGUUUCCUCUGCUUCAUUGCCGGCCUCUUCACCUCCACCGUCCUCUCUCAGCUCUCCGCUCCUCAGUUACUCUCCGGCCCACGCUCCUCUUCUAGAAUGCUCGAAUCCGACAAGGACGGAGAUCACGGCCCAAUGCUCCCCGGUGAGACCGGAGAGAGCUUCAUCGGGUCGAUCCCGUUUCAGGUGCUGAGCUGGAAGCCGAGGGCGGUUUACUUUCCGGGAUUUGCGACGGCGGAGCAAUGUGAGAGUGUGAUCAGAGCGGCCAAGGCGAAGCUGAGGCCGUCGACGUUAGCUUUGAGGAAAGGAGAGACUGUUGAGAGUACCAAGGGGACCAGAACAAGUUCAGGUACAUUUAUCAGUGCAUCAGAAGACGAGACCGGAGUCCUAGAUAUUAUUGAGCAAAAGAUUGCCAGGGCUACAAUGUUUCCAAGGGACCAUGGAGAGGCAUUCAAUAUAUUGCGGUAUGAGAUUGGCCAGAAGUAUGAUUCUCAUUAUGAUGCGUUCAACCCAGAUGAAUAUGGCCAACAGCAAAGCCAAAGAUUCGCUUCAUUUUUGUUGUAUCUAUCGGAUGUAGAAGAAGGUGGAGAAACAAUGUUUCCUUUUGAGAACGGUUCAAAUAUGGACAUUAGAUAUGAUUACAAGAAAUGCAUUGGUCUAAAAGUUAAGCCAAGACAAGGGGAUGGACUUCUAUUUUAUUCGGUGCUUCCAAAUGGCACAAUUGAUCAGACAUCACUUCAUGGAAGCUGCCCAGUGAUCAGAGGGGAGAAAUGGGUGGCAACAAAAUGGAUUAGAAAUCAAGAAGAGGAUUAGGAGAGUGCAUUACGUUCAUAACGGUGUAACACAGCGGAUCCCCUGACCAUAAUAUAGUCGAAGUCAUCAGUAACAGUUGCUUUCCAGAACACUGUAGUAGUUCGUUUAGUAUUGAUGCUUAAGAUAGAUGUGUUGUGAACCACUUUGAUGCUACUAUAAUUACUUGGAUGCGUAGUUCAACACUAAAAACUGAUGUCAAGUUGGGGUUCUACUAAACUGCGGAUUCCAUUGGCUUCGAUCCGGAUCCGACCCUGACGUGCCUAAGUUCAAAAACUUCGUCGACGAUGAAGAAUCUUCCUAAAUGAGAAUAUACAUAAAUAACUAGCCUAUGUCUUGUAAACUUUGUAGCAGAGCAGUGAGAAACAAGCAGGAACUUCAGUUUGGUCU
Messenger RNA from Fragaria vesca subsp. vesca, 1269 nucleotides. Its product is annotated as prolyl 4-hydroxylase subunit alpha-1-like. Lineage: Eukaryota; Viridiplantae; Streptophyta; Magnoliopsida; Rosales; Rosaceae. The transcript is spliced from 7 exons. The record is from RefSeq and is a predicted model, not a curated record. Gene Ontology annotation, molecular function: iron ion binding; procollagen-proline 4-dioxygenase activity; L-ascorbic acid binding. Gene Ontology annotation, cellular component: endoplasmic reticulum. Gene Ontology annotation, biological process: peptidyl-proline hydroxylation to 4-hydroxy-L-proline. The coding region runs from base 13 to 882 and encodes 289 amino acids.